CCUAUCCAACAUGGAAGCGGUUCCUUGGUAGCUCUGGUGCCCUCUGCCCAUAGACUUAAUAUUGACUCUUCCUCCUCUUUUUUUCCCUUCUCUCUUUUUUCCUUCCCAUCCCCCCACUUGGGUUGAAUGCCGAUGUCACCAACAGCUCCUCUUACGGAGCCGAAAGUGCAGAAGCAAAAGCGCAGGAAAUUCAUCCAUUUAACAAAAGCACAGGCGGCCUGCGGAAAGCUCCAGGACACACAGAGACAGAGACCGAGAGAAGAGACCUGCAGCACGGUUUAGAUUCGCACACGCUUUUCCGCUCCACCUCCACUUGCCCGAUCCGAACAUGGCAAGUGGGCAUCCCAUUGACUCAUUUGCUUUCAUGUACAGACCAGAAAGCUCUCAGAACUCAAAGAGUAAGGUUCGACCGUCUUCCAGCAUGAAUCCUGUUUAUAGUCCAGUGCAGCCGGGCACGGCGUACGCAAACCCUAAGACCAUGACUUACCCAGGCUAUCCUGCAGGUUAUCCUACAACGGCUCCUGCAUACUCACCUAACAUCUACCAGACGGGCACCCCGGGAUACCCUGCAGGAUACACAACGGGAACUCCCUACAAGGUGCCCCCGGCACAGACGAACGGAGCCCCUCCGCCGUACUCGGCGUCCCCGAAUCCCUACUCCACAGCCAUGUACCCCAUCAGAAGUGCCUACCCGCAACAAAACCUUUACGCUCAGGGUGCAUAUUAUUCCCAGCCGGUGUUUGCGCAGCCGCACGUAAUCCAUCACACCACGGUGGUGCAGCCCAACAGCCUGCCGUCAGCCAUCUACCCUGCGCCGGUGCCUGCUGCCCGGCCUAACAGUGUGCCCGUGGGCAUGCUGAGCGGCUCCACCAUGGCUAUGUCUGCAGGGCCUCUGCUCACCACACCACAGCACACGCAACACAUCGGCACUCACCCGGUGACCGUGCCAACGUACAGGCCGCAGGGGUACAGCUACGUACCUCCGCACUGGUAGAGCUGCCAGCCCGCUGCAUAUCUGGAGUUCACAUUGUUCACAUUUCCAGUCUUCGUGGACGCAGCCUCCAGCACCGGGCCACCGAGUCCUUCUGCGAGUACAAAUACUGAACGAGCAACGGUCACUUUAUGUGUUCUUGGCGAUUUCGUUAAAGCUGCUCACUCGAUCAGAAUUUGUUCAGUUUUUGUGUUACGUUAGAAAUCCCUGACCAACACCUACCAGCAGUUUAAACACACAUACAGAAAAUUCACCUACAACAGGCGGCAGCCAGCAUCGCGCUGCUGUUAACUCCGGGUCCUGUGCUACACAAGGACUUUCUCUAACAGUCUGAAUGUACACGUUUGCUUAUUACACAAUAUAACAUUUAGGUUUGAGUUCAGGGUGAUUCCUUUUUUUUAUUUUUUUUAUUUCUGCACUGCUCAUAUAAAGUGCAGGCCUUUUUUUCCCCCUUUGUUACAAUUUGCUUUGACAUGCUCCAUCCCCCAGCACGUUAACCAGGGUCUUCAUUCUCGUGCUAGUCGGCACAACCCGAGGACUCGUUGUAAAUCGUUUUCAUCUGUUACUGCCAUUCUAGUAGGUGCGCAAUUUUUUAGAGGACAUUUCAACAACUGAUCCAGCUGUAAUAGACAUUAAACUGGCUCAGCCUUCUUUGGUAGGGUUUUUAAAUCCGGUUAACCAUUGGUAGUUGUAUUAGCAGUGGUUUAACCAGGUUAAGUGGGUUAACCAGAUUUAGGUGGUGUAUUAAUCAGUUUUAUUAAACACUUUAAAUAGGAUAGCCAAUUUUAAUUGAUGGGGAAUAAUAGACGUUUUAAUAAUUUACCCAGUUUACAUUGGGUGAAGCAUCUUGAGUGGACACUCUAAGGUUUUUUUUGGUGUUUUUUUUUUUUUUGUUUAAUUAAACAGAUCUUAAAAGACGUCCAUCAUCUUAACUGAAGUGGAUAUUUUAGUUAGCUAAUCAGAUUCAUUUCUGAAGACAUUUCAUUGACUCAUCAUUUAAACCAGGCCCUUCAGACGGGGGUUAGUGGAGAUUUCCAGAGGUUAUCCAGCUUUAUUGGACAUUUUCCUGGGUUAGGAAGUUUCAUGAGAUGCUUCAAAGUUAGGGAGGGGGUAAGCUUGUUUCAGUGGACGUUUUAGUCAUUUACCCGGCUUUAGUGCUUACGUUUUAAAGAACGUCAUGGACAGUAGGUUAUCCGCCAUCAUAUCUCAUGAAGCUGUGAAGCAACGUUGAUAUAGUAUCCAUGCAGUGUGAAUAUAAUGAGCAAAAGGCCUGCUCUAAUAGGCUUUACGUGCACACGCUUACUGAUUGUGCAUACGCAUCCCUCAUGUGCAUACGCAGAUUCCAUAGAAGAGAUACAGCGAGACAGGAGCAGUGCAGCGGCUGGUCUAGGAGGCUUAGAGGUGUAAUGAAGUGUGAAAACCCGAACAGGAAGGUUUGAGGCCCUGGCCAUUUGAAGUUCACACCGAUUUGCACUCGCGCCACACUAGCAAUCUUGUCGGGCUCAAAAACUUUUUUUUUUGGUUUGGUUCUGUACGUGCUUAGAUUGUCAGAUCGAAGGCAAACGAAACGGUGCAUGAUUUCGAGCACAUCCAUACCGCUAAAAAUCUGACGCCUCGUUUCCGAGUGCAGUUUGCAAUAAUGUUCAGAAGUCCUCAUGGUUUUCAUGCUCUUGUGUAGCACCAAGGAUUCAUUACUAGGCAGCUGCGAGGGAUAAAAAAAAAAAUCAUCAUCCCUGCUUUUUAAUACUGUUUGUUAAGCACCCUUGCCCUGUUUCUCUUUAAUUAUACAAACGAGAACAAAUCCAGUUCAAAAAAUUAUUUAUUUAGUCAUCACUAGCCAACUAGGAUGAUAUAAACCUGGUUUAAUAACGAUGUGUCAUACUGAUUAUCUACAUCUACACCCAGAUUCAAUCGCAUAACUCAAUCUAACUGUAAUAUGUCAAGCUGUAGUGCAUUCUGGGUAGUUUUACAAUGGACAGCGAUGCCGAUAUUCAACCUUCGCUUGAGCAAAUAUCAUCCUUUUUUUUGUGCGUGUGUGUGUGUGCUUAAAACAGAGUUAGAAAGCAGAAUGUGAUUUUUUUUUUUAUCCCCAUCCUGUGUCUCUUUUCAUGCAUGCUCGUUGUCUUAGAUUUGGAGCAGGCCAUAGGUUCAAGAUAGUUCUUAAGAAGGAAUUAAAAUCUGUGUUUCAUUCGUUAGGUUCUCAUUCGUGCGCAUAAGAGAAUAGUUAGUAUAAGUGAGAGACUACAUCGCUCAAGAAACUCAUAACGAACGUAUAUAACUAACAUCCAGUAAGGAAUAUUGCACUCUUCAAAAGUAAUAAUCUAUGCUUGUAGUUGGUACAGUACUUAAUCUUAAAUAAGCAGCGCAUUAAAUGUACAUUUCAAUUGUGGUACUCUAGUCUUCCAGGCAAAAAAUAAAAACAAAAAAAACAUAUUAAUAAUAAUAAUAAUAAUACUACACUGAUGAGAUUCAUGCAAAAUAUUAUAUAUCAUUGCCGUAUUCUUCCAUAUUUUAACCACUUUAUUAUAAAAAAAAAAAAAUACAAGUCUGUGUUUUAAUAAAAAGCAACACAAUGGAGUUUUCAGGCUUUACAGUAUUUCAUAUGAUCACACUAGUGUAGAGUUGUGUGUUUGUCUAGGGGAGGUUGUCACCCUGGGUUGUGCCGUGUCAGUCCGUGUAAGAUUUGCAGCAUCCUCUGUAUCCUCGUAUUUGUUGGUUUUAUGCACUAAAAAUUAUACGCAAAUUCUAUUUUUGACGGCAGAAGCAUGCUCUCUGGCUUUUUGUCAGAGUUGGGCUUGAAAGAAUCUUGAAAGUUCAGAAUCGUUAAGUUAAUGUGAAGUUUGUGACUUUUACGGUCGCAUCACGGCAAAUCAUUUGCUCAGAUUUAAGAUGUCAUGGGAACGUUUUCUAUGAAGCUUAUAUUCAGAAAACCUUUUGCUCAUUGGUCAGAUAUAAACAUGUAGUUUAAAUGUCAUUAUUCAUCCCGUGUUUUGAGUCUUUUUUCUGCAGUAUGUGCAAAUCGUUCUUUAUUAGUGUAAAUAUGCAUUACAUAGACUUUUAGGCCUUUUGAUGUUCACAUUACGAGCCAUGUUGUUCAAGUCUUUGUUUUGUUUGUUUGUUUGGAUCAGAUUUGCAUGUGGUGACGGAUCACAUUCAUAAUUACAAGCGAUUUUUAUCUGACUCUAGUGUGCGACCACUCGUUCAUUUUAAACAAUGGAUGUUUGGGAUUGUGCCCUAGAGGACAGCUAGCAGUCACUCAUUUGUAUUUGUUGAGUUCCAGAACAAGGAAGAAAGCCAGACGCCUCGCUUUAGCUGUUUUAUCAGCUGUUGUUAGCACUGCUAUGAAAUCCAAUGUUCUCAGGGGUGUCUGACGUCUUCAAACGCACUACGCAUGCUCAGAGGUGCAAAGAUUCGCACCGUUCUUGUGCAAGUCACAUGACCAUGUGACAUCAGCUAUCUAGGAAUCUAGGUCCGAUCUAGGAAAGUGACUCCGAUCCGAUCUGAAAAACAUCAGAAUUUUGUGUUCAGACAGCCCUAAAAAUCAGAUCUGUGUCACUUUAGGGGGAAAAAAAAUCGGAACUGAACCACUUCAGGCUGGUAAUGUGAACGUAGCCUUAGUAUUUUAGUGCAUUUUUUAAACCAAGAACCUCUUAUAGAAAUUGGACGAAUAAUAACAAUAAUAAAAACUAUUCUUUUGUAGUAACCAACCAGUUAGUUACUCUAAUGAUUUUGAAGAUUGUGAUCAGAAAAGAUUUACAGUGUGCUGUACAGUACUGUGCAAAAGUCUUGACCCCCCCCCCAUCACACAAAUUUCUUUUUGCCAGACAUUCAAAAUACAAGAAAGUCUGAAAGACCCAGACUUUAUUUUAUUUUUAAUGUAGCAUCAAGGAAUAGUUCUCCAGACUUGAAGUACUUUUUUACUUUUUUGUCUCUCGUUUUCAGUCCAGUCCCUGUACCAGAGCAAUUUCAGAGGAAUGUUUUUGUUCGCUAAGCCACACAGUGACCUAUGAAUCAUUCUAAAAACCUCUAACUUAAGGCAUGAACCAGUGAGAAACAGGUGCAGAUGAUUGAGUUGGUGAUUAGUAUACUGCUGAAUGCUGAAUGGAGACGAGAGGGGAAACGAGGUUCCUGCUGCAGUUGAUACAUAGAAAAACUGCAUCUUUAUCUACAUAAUUUAAUUAAGUUUAAUAUAAAUAAAUUAAGACUUUUGCACGUAAUUGUAUAUCAUAUAGUGUUACGGUGAUUACAAGGGUUAUGAAUUGAGCUCCACAGAAAACUGUUACUUUGUCGAAUUAGUUUUUUCUUAAGGCAACACAAUAUCUGUUGUUCAUUCUGGUUAAGUUCUAGUCUUCGUUUCAUUCUGACUGAGUCACGACGCAACAUAUACAUACAUGCAUACAUACAUACAUACAUACAUACAUACAUACAUACAUACAUACAUACAUACAUAUGGAAUGCACUUCUAAUAAUCAUAACAAAUAAAUAGCAUAUAUACGUAGCUAAACAUUUGAAGCUAUGCACUGGUUAAUUAUUUCUGACAGACACUCACAGUAGAAGAACCGUAUGUUUUACACACCUUUAUACACCUUACACAUUUUACAAACAUAGCUCAUUUAUCCUGUAGUGAAAUGCAAGCAGCAAUGCAUGGCCGCUAGGAACAGACCUGUGAAUACUGAGAAGCGAUGUACAUAUCCAAAUAUUAUACAGAGAAUAAGUAUUUUGAGUAUUUGAGCGCUAGAAUGUAUUUUCAAAUACAUGUAUUUUCUCGAAGACUUGAGUACUUACAGUAGGUACUUUUUUUUCUCUUUUUUUUCGCCCAGGUCUGUUGUAGAGAACGUGAUAAUUUUCCAUUCCUCAUUCCAACUUUAUUGAGUUACAGAUAAGUCUUAAUUAUUCUUUUUUUCAGUAUAAUGACAAUACAACCUUACAGUAUAUAUAUAUAUAUAUAUAUAUAUAUAUAUAUAUAUAUAUAUAUAUAUAUAUAUUACAGUUACACAAUAUCAUACCAUCUGCUUACAUUCAUUGCCAUGUAAUGCUUCAGGGUUCGCUUAUUUAUCUUUUGGGAAACUGCUAGAAUAUGUUUAAAGUCGAUUCUCAGUCUUAAUUGUGUAUCAAAUUCAUGCAGAAAUACAUAUCGGAAAUUCCCUCAUUCUGACGUCUGUAAGUUUUCAUCCUGAACAAAUUACAAUGUUGGAAAAAUGUUGGGUUUAUUCAAAAACAAUAAUCUAUUAAUAACAAUAAAAAUGUUUGGAGUUAAUCUUUCUUUAAAAAAAAAAGAAAAAAAGAAUUGUGCAACACUGCAUAUGGUUUAAGAUGCAUAAUAGAACCACAUGGAUCACUGUUAUACCUUUUAAACGUACAUUAAUAUACUGUACACAUGUACAAGCUUUUGUCUGUGUGUGUGGAAAUGUGAUAAAUAAGUUGUUGGUUUAAGAGGUAAAAGUAAUUUCAUUGGUUUUAGGAAUUAACCAAACGCAUCAGCCUGAACAUUUUUUUGGAUACAUGAUUUGGAUAAAUAAAAUAAAAAAAUAUGAAUUUUUGUCUUGUCAGUUAAAGGCAAUAUUGCAGUGAAGCAGGAUCAUCUAAAACCAAUUUUCGGGAAAUGUAGACAUAAACCAUGUUUUUCACAUACAUUUAAGAAUUCUAAAACAACAACAGCAUACAUUUUGCCGUAAAUUUUCCGCGCCUCGUGUCCACCUGCGGACAACCACAGAAUUCUUAAAUUCCCGUACGAGCCCUUAUUUAUGGAAACUGAACCGAUAUAAACGUAAGCCGACACUUCGUCUUCCGAAACGUAGUUUUCAUUAUGAGUUUUUGGUUUCAUCAGGCAGAGUUUAAAACCAAUAAGCAGCCAACUUCAGUUUCACUCAGCGCUUUUCUGUCUGUUACAUGACGUCACGAUAUAAUUAUCCACAUCAGGUUCUGUGCAGAUGAAGUCCAGUUCUGUUGUUUUAUGUUGUAAUGAGGAUCUGUUAGCUGAUCUUGGUGAAUUAAAAAGCCAGGGUUGUAAUUGUAUUAUAUUUGCUGUACAUGUCAAAUGUAGACCAUUCAAUUCAAAGUAUUAAAAUCUUUCAAAAACAGUU
This is a messenger RNA of Clarias gariepinus (North African catfish), 7074 nucleotides long. RefSeq names its product protein FAM168A-like. Gene Ontology annotation, biological process: positive regulation of base-excision repair. The transcript is spliced from 8 exons. The record is from RefSeq and is a predicted model, not a curated record. The coding region runs from base 329 to 994 and encodes 221 amino acids. NCBI's taxonomy places the organism in Eukaryota, Metazoa, Chordata, Actinopteri, Siluriformes, Clariidae.